Molecule: messenger RNA, 731 nt
Organism: Caenorhabditis angaria
Lineage: Eukaryota; Metazoa; Nematoda; Chromadorea; Rhabditida; Rhabditidae
Source: the annotation of a GenBank genome assembly
AUGCGCUGGAGGGUUUGCCUGCUCGCCUCACUUGUCGUUGUUGUCGCCGCAUUUGCUGACGAUACCUGUUCGAAGUCCGAUUGCCCGAAAAUGAGCACUACUGAAAGAACCUUCAUCGCUGUCAAGCCAGACGGAGUUCACCGGUAUGUUUGUGAUAUAUAUUGGCUAGUUUUCUAGUCCUAUUUUUCAAGAAGAUCCUAAAAUUUCGAAAUUUUUCACCUCUUUCCUAAAAAAUCGAUUUUUCAGUGGACUCGUCGGAAAGAUCAUCGCUCGUUUCGAAGAGCGCGGAUUCAAACUUGUUGCCCUCAAGCAACUCACCGCCUCGAAAUCCCACCUCGAGGUUAGUUUCUCCUCAAAAUUUUAGGCCAUCCAACCUUGCAUAAUUUCAAUUUCUCUUAUCCAUAUUAUUUUUCCAGACUCACUACCAAGACUUGAAAGACAAGCCAUUCUUCCCAUCACUCAUCGACUACAUGAGCUCUGGACCAGUCGUCGCCAUGGUCUGGCAAGGACUUGACGCCGUCAAACAAGGACGUGCCAUGCUCGGAGCCACCAACCCAUUGGCCUCACUCCCAGGAACCAUCCGCGGAGACUACGCCAUUCAAACUGGACGCAACAUCUGCCACGGAUCCGACUCUGUCGACUCGGCCAACCGCGAAAUCGCCCACUGGUUCAAGCAAGACGAGAUCAACGACUACGCCAGCCCAUUCAUCAACUCAUGGGUCUACGAAUAA